Messenger RNA from Aegilops tauschii subsp. strangulata, 2317 nucleotides. The record is from RefSeq and is a predicted model, not a curated record. Lineage: Eukaryota; Viridiplantae; Streptophyta; Magnoliopsida; Poales; Poaceae.
AUCACCACAUGGACAAAAUGAUGCCUCCACACAUGAACCUAGUUCUGCCAAUACUACAAGGAAUUCAUCUCAAGUUGAAGAGAUCAAUUGGGAAGAAGAAAUUCAGUUUGAUCCAGGUAAAAGGAGAAGCAUAGAUGAGUACCAUCCCAAUCAGAGAGAUAUGGUAAGAAGGAAGUAUUUGGCCAAUGACCCUUGUCAACCUCGUACUGCUGAUUUUGAAGUGACAGAAAUAUGUGGUAAAGAUAGAAGGUUCGUUCGGGAAUGGUUUGAUGAGUUUGGGAGCUGGCUUGAGUAUAGUGAGUCCAAACGAAAAGCAUAUUGUUUUUGUUGUUUCUUGUUUAGACCGCGCAAGAAGAAAGAAGCCGGAUAUGAUGCAUUUGUUGCAAAUGGUUGGUCAAGUUGGAAUAAAAAAUAUAUAUUAAAGGAGCAUGUAGGAGACAUCAAUAGUGCUCACAACCAAGCAAAAAGAGAUUGUGAUGCUUUGCUGAAACAAAAGCAACACAUCUAUGUUGCUCUAAACAACCAAAGUAAUGUUGAGAGGAAUGCUUAUUAUACUCGACUAAAUGCCUCAAUUGAUGUUACUAGAGUGUUACUGAAGCAAGGGUUGCCUUUCCGUGGCCACGAUGAGUCUGACGAGUCUCUCAAUAAAGGUAAUUUCGAGGAAUUUCAUGCUUACACAGCAGAGCAGAAUCCGGAGGUAAGAAAAGUUGUGGCCCAUAAUGCUCCAGGUAAUAAUCAGUUGACUUCUUCAAAGAUUCAGAAGGACAUAGUUGAAUGUUUUGCAAAGGAGAUAUUGCAUUCUGUUCUUCGGGAAAUUGGGAAUGAUGUAUUUUCUUUGCUAGCUGAUGAAUCAAGGGAUGUGGCUGGUAAAGAGCAAAUGGCGGUGGUAUUGCGGUAUGUUGGUAAAUGUGGAAGUGCCAUAGAGACAUUAGUUGGCCUUACUCAUGUGAAGGAGACAACUUCCAAGUAUCUCAAGUCUGCCAUUGAUGAUUUAUUUGCAGAAUAUAAAUUAAGUUUCAAGCAAGUUAGAGGGCAAGGAUAUGACGGUGCGAGCAAUAUGCGAGGUGAGUUUAAUGGCUUACAAUCCUUAAUCAUGAGAGAGAAUAGCACAUCAUAUUAUGUUCACUGUUUUGCCCAUCAGCUUCAGUUAGUUGUUGUGGCUGUUGUUCGGAAGCACAAAUGCAUUGGUAAUUUUUUUGAUAUGAUCUCAGUCUUGUUGAAUGUGGUCUCUGGAUCCUCAAAGAGAAAGGACAUGAUUCAAGACAAACAUAAAGAACAAGUGUGUGAAGCUUUAGGUUGUGGACUGCUAAAAAGUGGGACAGGAUUAAAUCAAGAACUAGCUCUUCAAAGACCUGGAGACACUCGAUGGAGUUCUCACUACAAGACACUUAAGAGUUUGAUUGAUAUGUUCCGUACAGUUGUCAAAGUGCUAGAAUAUGUGGAAGAAGAAGACAGGGAUGACACAAAUAGAAGGCAGGCAUGUGGUCUUCUUGUUUAUUUCCAGUCUUUUGAUUUUGUGUUCUACUUACAGCUUAUGUCCACUAUAUUGAUAAUCACAAACACAUUAUCAUUGGCUCUACAACGGAAGAAUCAGGACAUUGUGAAUGCUAUUAAUUGUGUGAAUUCAACCAAAGCCUCCUUGAAUGAUCUAAGGAGAAAUGGAUGGGAAUCUGUCCUACAUGAAGCGUAUGUCUUUUGUGACAAGCAUGCCAUUUCCAAGUUGCAAAUGGAAGACCAAUAUGUGAAUCCAAAGAAGCCACGGCAAAAAACAGGUAUCACUAAUAGGCAUCAUUAUGAAGUGGAUUGUUUUAAUGAUGUUAUUGAUUGGCUGCUUCAACAACUUGAUAAUCGCUUCAAUGAGAAAAAUUCUGAACUACUUGUUUGCUCAGCGGCUUUGAGCCCAAAUGAAUCAUUUCAUGAUUUCAACUUAGAACAUUUGAUGAGUCUAGCUAAACUUUAUCCAAAAGAUUUUGAUGAUGGAGAACUCAGGGACCUUAGGCAUCACCUUCAUCUUUACAUUGCUGAUGUCCGAGCAGAUGAUCGCUUCUCUGGAUUAAGUAAUAUUUGUGAGCUCUCUCAAAAAAUGGUGGAGACAAGAAAACAUAUUGUCUAUCCCUUGGUUUACCGACUUUUGAAGCUAGCACUAGUAUUGCCUGUUGCCACUGCUACAGUUGAGAGAUCUUUUUCAGCUAUGAGAAUUGUGAAGACAUAUUUGCGCAAUCGUCUUGGUGACGACACCUUGAAGUACGAACUUAUUUGUUAUGUGGAGAAAAGCGAAAUGAGGAAGGUUACUAAUGAUGCGGCAAUCAGGAUCUAG